Helianthus annuus (common sunflower) is the source of this 1259-nucleotide messenger RNA. RefSeq names its product guanine nucleotide-binding protein subunit gamma 3. Gene Ontology annotation, biological process: G protein-coupled receptor signaling pathway. Lineage: Eukaryota; Viridiplantae; Streptophyta; Magnoliopsida; Asterales; Asteraceae. The record is from RefSeq and is a predicted model, not a curated record. Bases 142 to 660 code for a protein of 172 amino acids. The transcript has 5 exons.
CCCACCCUCCCUCCCUCCCUCCCACUACUUACGUCUCAUCAUCACUGUUCGUACCCACCACCUCUGACACAGAUUCACUCCACACACACGACCAUUUAUUCAACCAACAACAACAGUCAGUCAGUCAGUCUCAUCUAUCUCAUGGCCGGAACUUCAAAUGAUUCCUCUUCUUCCUCAAUCUCCCCUCUUUCUUCCCCUUCUUCCAUCGUUUUUGUCGAUUUGUACGGCAAACGUCGUCAGGUUGCUAAGGUUCAGGUUCUCGAGCGUGAGAUUGGCUUGCUUCAGGAUGAGAUUAAAUCACUUGCAGAGCUUGAAGUUGCAUCAAGAUGCUGCAAAGAACUUGAAGAUUAUGUAGAAGCUACACCGGAUCCACUCGUCGUGAUAAAUCAGGUUCGUGGUAGAUCCAGAAGCUGCUGGAAAAAUCUUUGGAGAAAAAUUGGCUCGGUGUUACGGUGUUGUUGCUGUUGUGGCUGUUGCAACACAAAAGACCGAUGCGCGUGUUUUUCAUGUGCAAAAGGCUGCUGUUGUUGGGGUGGUCGAAAGAAGACAUGUAGCUCAGGAUGUUGCAAGUGUCCCGAGCUUACAUGCAACUGUUGCUGCAAUCCUACUUGCCCUAAAUGUUCGGUUUGUUGCUGUUGUAAUCCAUGUUCAUGCUUUUAAAUUACUUGUAUGAUACGAGAUCUAAAAUUAUAGUAGAUCGUUAAAUUCGUUGAUUGUUUGUAAACGUUAUGUCACUGCAUAGGUACUUUGAGAUAAAGCCCAAAAACCGGUAUUCACCUUUCGGUGAUUAGUGAUAUUAGUGAUAAGCUUUGGUAACUUGUACCAAAAUUAUAUAAGAUCACCAGGCUCUUUGAUAUCUUUCUGCAGGAAUUACAUAUUCGAUGCUCGAGUGUUCGGCGAUCAACAAAAACAAUAAACUCAUCAAAUGGUAUUAUUUACAAGCUAUUCAACGGAUGGCGCAAUGGUAAGCGUCUGAUUCCCUUCUAGUAAGAAGUCCAGGGUUGAAUGAUGGAAUGGAGUUCUAUUUAAACUUACCUUGCAUCCGCAAGAGAGAGAAACAUAUAUUGAAGCAAAUUAUUUAUAUCUGCAAUUGACCUGAGCUCGUUCCAACGUCCCCGGCUAGAAAAGACCCGUUUACCUCCCAGAGGAUGAGAUCAGUUUGGCCUCGAUCAAGUUCUUGAUCUACUAAAGUUUAGCAUUUGUUGAAUAAAUCCUCUACGAAGAAUGCAAGUAUAUAUGAAUCUACUGCUGCCGAUUCA